UGACGAAUAAGGAGAGGGGUUUGGAGAGUGAGUACUUCAUUAUUUUCCCUUUGCGUUUUCUACGUUUUUGCGAUGUUCUGAUGUGCUAUGCUGUUUUAUGUUUGCAGGUCUGAUGGGGAAAAGCAAGUGGCGGGAGCUUAAGGCGAGGUUUAAUACCGAGGAGCUCGAUGUGCCCAAGCCCGGUGAGGAGGUUGCUCCUCUGGAGACUCGCCGCAAAAGAAAGAGGGCGUAGAAGGAGGUCGGCGAGGCUUCAGGCGCCCCUAUUCUUGAAGAGGUGACGUCUAAGGCCGCCGAUGUUGCCACCAUAGAUUUGACCGAGAGUCCUCGGGCCGGGACACCACCUGGGGGGCCUGUGGUGGAGGCUACUCCGGGCAGACAGGUGACUCUAGUGCCUUCCUCGGCUGAGGUUCGUGGGGAAGGUCCGAGUUUAGAGGUGCCGAUCUCGGCUCCUCUUACUUCAACGUCCCCUGCUCCUGGUCCUUCUACUAAUCCGAGGUCUAGGUGCAUAGUCCAACGCUUUGAUGUGACUCGUCCCCUGGCAAGGUUGGACCAUGUCAACGUGUCGCUUGAUGUGGUGUCAUUGUGGAGCCCAAAUGUGAAUGUUGCGGGGUUCUACAAGGAAGAUCCUGCCUAUGUGGUCGACAAGGCCAUGAUUGAGAAGAUGGGUCCGGUCGACGGGUUAAACUCGGCCGAGGUGUUUUUACAGAGAUCCAUUGUGAUAGUGGACCAUUGGAAACGCCGAUGGAAGAAGCACCUGGCUGAGCUGGAGAGGGCGCGGAAGGGGGAAGCCGAGCUCCAGUCCUUGAAGAAAGACCUAUCAAAGACUCAAAAGUCUUUGGAAAUUGUUGUGAAGGCCAAUGAGGCGUAUGUUGCUCAAGUUGGUGAGUUGGUGGAGGUAGCCAAGUUUGCGAAGGAUGUGGUAGAGUUUUCUCGGACCCAGGUUCAGUCUUUGGAGGAAGAGAAUUCGACGUUAAAAGCCGAGUUAGGGGAGGCUGCAGAGAAGCGCCUAUGUGACGAGGUGCUUCUUGUUGGUAGGGAGGAGGAGAUUGGUGCCUUGAAGAUGGACAUUGAUGUGUUGACCUCCUCGAAAAAGAAUUUGGAGGAGAGGCUUCUCGAGACCGAGCAUGCCGUUGUGGUUGAGCACCGGCGGGGCUUUGCCAAGGCAGUGCGUCAGGCUAAGUUGCUUGCGGCAGGGGUAGACCUUUCUGCUAUGCAUAUUGAGAAGGAUGUGUAGGGUGGGCAGCUGGUGAAUGAAGAUGACUUGUCCAAGAGCACCAGUGAAAACACGGCUUCCUAGGCUUUUGUUUCUCCCUCUAUUUUUUGUGAUGUAAAAGCUUUUUGUAUUUAUGCUUGAAC
Molecule: messenger RNA, 1356 nt
Organism: Cajanus cajan (pigeon pea)
Lineage: Eukaryota; Viridiplantae; Streptophyta; Magnoliopsida; Fabales; Fabaceae
Source: RefSeq, a predicted model, not a curated record